GUUCCGGCAGGACGCCCCUGCACGGCAGGACGUCAAGGGAGAAGAGGGCGCUGCUGGCCUGCCUUUGCGAGCACGCUCAGGCCCUAUGGUGGGCGUGUCGUCUCUCCUCUGCCGCUGCACCUGGUGCUCCUGCCGUGCCUCCUACCGCCCUGCACCUGCGGCACGGUGCGGGGAAGGCGCAGGCGGCCCAUCCCUGCUCUCACCGCCCUGGCACAGGCACCCGACAUCAGCACUUGAUGCGCCUCGGCAGGCACCUCAUCAGCAGCGCACAGCCGUUGCGAUCGAACGAGACGCGCAUUGCUGUGGUGCGAUGGUGCCUGUGCGGCGGCGCGAGAGUGCUUGCCUGCCUGUUGUUGAUGCAGCAAACAGAGCGAGCGAGAGGGGAGCAAGCAUGCGAGCGGAGUGCUGCGCGGUGGCUGCUCCCGUCUCAGGGCCGCAGGCGACACACGGGCAGCCUGCGACACGGGCCCGGCACCCGCUGCAGCACAGCUAGUGUGCCCCUGCCCUGACUAUGAGCUGGAGGCACUGGCAGCGCCGCAUCACAUCUCGCUCGGCCAUCACGGGAGCAGGCAGAGAGGGAGAAUCAGAGACGGGUGGGCUCCUCGGCCGGCGCGGCACAGGCGCGGCCUUAGCAGCUCCGACACGCUCCCGCACUUGC
Messenger RNA from Tilletiopsis washingtonensis, 658 nucleotides. RefSeq lists its product as hypothetical. The transcript has a single exon. The record is from RefSeq and is a predicted model, not a curated record. Lineage: Eukaryota; Fungi; Basidiomycota; Exobasidiomycetes; Entylomatales. The coding region runs from base 86 to 493 and encodes 135 amino acids.